Penicillium roqueforti is the source of this 495-nucleotide messenger RNA. RefSeq lists its product as uncharacterized. The transcript has a single exon. The coding region runs from base 1 to 495 and encodes 164 amino acids. Lineage: Eukaryota; Fungi; Ascomycota; Eurotiomycetes; Eurotiales; Aspergillaceae. The record is from RefSeq and is a predicted model, not a curated record.
AUGGGGAUGACCACGAGAAGCCAGCGGGUGGGGCUGGACCCUCAGCUUCCAGAGCCCCCAGCCCGUCGCCCAUCUCCCAUCCUCGAAGCCGCAAACCCCGCAAUCUCACCCGAAUACCCCAACGUUGAGGACUUUUCUCUCACCGAGGAUGAUUCUCACGAUAAGGAUUACUUUCUCGUCUCAAUCACCUACGACUACUCCACCAUCACAGCCCGAGCUCGUUCGUUCCAAGGAAUAGUGCUUGCUGGGGCCACUCCGCUCCAACUAGCCCAGAAUGGCUUCUAUUACCGACCUUCAGGAGUUAGCAAUAUGGCAUGCUGUUUUGCCUGCCAAUCGACCAAGCACUUAUCCACCUUCCAAUGCACCCCGUUCGAGGAAGUGCAACAACUACACGAGGAAGACUGCAUAUGGCAGAUAAUCUCGUGCGAUUUAAAACACCACCUCGGAACUCCUAACAGACCCCCCUCCCUUAACCACCGCAUUCUCCUCCCCUAA